GAAAGAAGUCCAGUUGGAGAGGCCAAUGUACAUCGUGUGAACAGCCCAGUUCAUGUGCAUGUGCAAGAGCUUGAGUCCAGGAAGUUUUACUCAAACUUAUACCUUUGUGCUAUCUGUGCCUUAUGCCUUGAGUUAGAUAUCAGUGGUAAUGGAGCUGCUUGAUGUCAUGAAGAACUUAACUAUCAAACAUCCAGAAAAAGACAGUCAACAGUUGCUAUUCAAAUCAAUUGCUGCAGAUAUUGACGAUGUGCCCACGGAAGUAGUUCUUGCCGAGUACACAGAUAAAACCUUGCUCAUACUAUCACAAUACCAAAAAAUUGGCAGCAUGUUAACAGUAAAAAAAGAUGAAGUCCAUAAUCCCCUUGGGAGUAGUGAUAUUUAUACAACAAACGUUAUUUUUGGUGCUACAGGAGAGGAGCAACAAGUAGCAGCAAGGUACCUGGCAGAGGCCAUCAAAAUAACUAAACCACUGAACAUCUUCAUCAACCUGAAGUCCUAUGAUAUUGAGACUUUAAAGGCCUGUGUGGAUAUCGUACAAGACCUUAGGAGGGAUCAGGAUGACAUCUAAAAAUAAACAAGAUUUAUAUGAGAAGCUUUCCAAAAUUGAAUUAGAACUAGACAACUUGCUCGAUGGGGGUGAGAAAGCCAUCAGAGUACAUCUGCUACACCAAUAUAAUGAUGUCAAAGACGCUGCUCAAAUAGUCAUCAAUUACAUAGCUAAUGUCGAAGGAACCACUGUCACCGAAAUCCAUAAGCGUUUAAAUCUCAGUGAAUGAAUAAAACAAUUUCAUAAUGA
This is a messenger RNA of Cydia pomonella (codling moth), 796 nucleotides long. Its product is annotated as proteasome assembly chaperone 3-like. The record is from RefSeq and is a predicted model, not a curated record. The transcript is spliced from 3 exons. The coding region runs from base 149 to 568 and encodes 139 amino acids. Gene Ontology annotation, biological process: proteasome assembly. Lineage: Eukaryota; Metazoa; Arthropoda; Insecta; Lepidoptera; Tortricidae.